Messenger RNA from Cajanus cajan (pigeon pea), 902 nucleotides. RefSeq names its product PLAT domain-containing protein 3. Gene Ontology annotation, molecular function: protein binding. The record is from RefSeq and is a predicted model, not a curated record. Lineage: Eukaryota; Viridiplantae; Streptophyta; Magnoliopsida; Fabales; Fabaceae.
UUCAUUUCCAAUCCACCAUGUGGCACAGUCGUGUAUUUAUGAUACAACCUAUAUAUCAGCCAUAGUAUUAGUAUUACUACUCUUUUAAUUUCAUCACUCCACAAACCCCAUAUCCAUCCAUAUUCCAUGGCAACCCAACCAAAACUCCUCCCUCUCCUUCUCUUCCUUCUCUCACUAUGCUUCGCCGGAGCUGUCAGAUCGGAGGAAGAUUGUGUGUACACGGUGUACGUUCGGACAGGAUCAAUCAUAAAGGGAGGAACCGAUUCCGUUAUUGGGCUGAAGCUAUACAGCGGGAACGGGUACUACAUAUACAUCACGGACCUGGAGGCAUGGGGCGGGUUAAUGGAUCCGGGCCACAACUACUACGAGCGCGGCAACCUCGACAUAUUCAGCGGCAGAGGGCCUUGUUUGGAAGGGCCCGUUUGCGCGGUCAACUUAACUUCUGAUGGGUCGGGCCCACAUCACGGCUGGUACGUUAACUACGUGGAGGUCACCACCACCGGGGUUCACAAAUCCUGCUCUCAGCAGCAGUUCACGGUGGAGCAGUGGCUAGCCACCGACACCUCGCCCUAUGAGCUAUGGGCUGUCAGGAACUACUGUGACUACAGUUUGGGCCAGGCCCGUUCUCAAAUCAACAUCGCCCAUGCGGCCACGUCUCGGGCUGGGCCCAUGUCUGGUUUCUCUAUUAUGGCCCGCCAGUAGUGGUAUUAAGUGGUUGUUACAUAAUGUUUCAAGAGUGGAGGUGAUUUCUGAUGUGUGGUUAGUUUGCGAUGUGAUGUGGUCAUAGUCAUACAUAGGCUUGUUCUGGAUCAAUCGCCAAUGGGUUUCUUAGUGUAGAACCCCUUUUAUUUGUAUUAUAGUAUUAUUGAUGAAUAAAGAAGAUGGGUUUUCAGUUUGUGUUA